Zea mays is the source of this 1140-nucleotide messenger RNA. RefSeq names its product protein LURP-one-related 8. Bases 295 to 1023 code for a protein of 242 amino acids. The record is from RefSeq and is a predicted model, not a curated record. NCBI's taxonomy places the organism in Eukaryota, Viridiplantae, Streptophyta, Magnoliopsida, Poales, Poaceae. The transcript has 2 exons.
UAACCCAAAUCAAGCAGAUUGGUAGCCAGGAAAUUGAGUGCACUGACGAAAUGAAGAGAGUACAUGUGGGCGGUGAGGAAUCAGGUUCCUCCUCUUCCGUCUCUCCUCCCACGACAAAAUGAAUCGGUUGCUGGGCCUGGGUGGGAUGGAUGGUGAGGUCAGCGAGACCGUCACUUGUCAACAAAGAGAGCAGAGCGCCAUCUUCUCCGCGCGGCCGGCCAGGCCAGCUAGCCGCCAUAGCAAGCUAGGCCGAAGCAGAGGAUCUAACAGAGCGGGGAAAAGAAAAGAGGAGUAAUGGCCAAGGUCCACCCCAACGCCGCGGGGUCCGUCGUUGCCACAGCAGCAGCAGUAGGCCGGGCCCCGGCGGAGGCUGAUGGAGAGCCGUCCACUGUGCUGACGGUGUGGCGCAAGUCGCUGCUCUUCAACUGCGACGGCUUCACUGUCUACGACGCCAGCGGCGACCUGGCCUUCCGCGUCGACUGCUACGCCGGCUCCACCCGGCGCUGGCGCCGCGCCGGCGUCGUGCUCAUGGACGCCAGCGGGAAGCCGCUCCUCACCGUGCGCCGCAAGACGCGGCUCGGCCUCGCGGAGCGCUGGGUCAUCUACGACGCCGACGCCGACGACGGCACGACGACGACGGCCAGGGCCACGCCGCUGCUCUCCGUCCGCCGCCGCAUCGGCGCGUGCUGCAAGACGCUGGCGCUCGCCCACUCCGCGGCCGCGGGCACCGACGACGCGGCGGCGGCGGCUGCACUGUCGUACGUGGUGGAGGGCUCCUACGGGCGGCGCGCCUGCGCGGUGCGUGAGGAGCGCGGGGGCGCCGUCGUCGCGGAGGUGCAGAGGAAGGAGGCCGUCGGCGACGACGUGUUCCGCCUCGUCGUGGCGGGGUCACGUCUCGGCGCGCCGCUUUCCAUGGCGCUCGUCAUCGCCCUCGACGACAUGUUCCGCGGCGGGGCCGGCGGCGGCGGCUGGUCGACGACGCGGUCGUUGCUACGCAGGAAGAAUUCGUCCAUGGCUAUAUAGAAUGGCUAUAUAGAAUAGGAGAAUUUUGCAAACAUGGGACCGUCUACCAGACUUUUGGCACCACGGUCGGUCGUGGCAAUUGAAAGCGUGACAUCAAAAUCUCCCUCAUUUUGAAUA